CAAUCCCAACUGGAACCUCACACCAAAAGGAAACAUGAUAGUGAUGACUGACGUCACUGCAGCCCCCAGAUUGGGGUCAGCUGCCACCACUCCAGCUGUGGCUCCCAACUUCUCCUGGAUGCCAGAGGAUGGCAGCCCCACAGCUGUGGAGCAGCCAAUAUUCCUCAUGACCACCGCUGCUCAGGCCACCUCGGGUUUCUUUGUAUGGACAGCUUUGCUCAUCACCUGCCAUCAGAUCUACAUGCACCUUCGCUGCUAUAGCUGCCCAAAUGAACAGCGCUACAUUGUUCGGAUCCUCUUCAUUGUGCCCAUUUACGCCUUUGACUCAUGGCUCAGUCUCCUGUUCUUCACCAAUGACCAGUACUAUGUUUACUUUGGCACAGUGCGGGACUGCUAUGAAGCCUUUGUAAUAUACAACUUUCUCAGCCUCUGCUAUGAGUACUUGGGAGGGGAGAGCUCCAUCAUGUCUGAGAUCAGAGGGAAACCAAUUGAGUCCAGCUGUGUAUAUGGGACUUGCUGCCUGUGGGGAAAGACCUAUUCGAUUGGAUUCCUGAGGUUCUGCAAACAGGCUACCCUGCAGUUCUGUGUGGUGAAGCCCCUCAUGGCGAUCAGCACAGUCGUCCUUCAGGCCUUUGGCAAGUACCAGGAUGGUGACUUUGAUGUAACCAGUGGCUACCUCUACGUGACGAUCAUCUACAACAUCUCUGUCAGCCUGGCACUGUAUGCCCUCUUCCUUUUCUACUUUGCCACACGUGAACUGCUCAGUCCCUAUAGCCCAGUCCUCAAAUUCUUCAUGGUGAAGUCUGUCAUUUUCCUGUCCUUCUGGCAAGGGAUGCUGUUGGCCAUCUUGGAAAAGUGUGGUGCCAUCCCUAAAAUCCACUCUGCCAGCGUGUCUGUUGGUGAAGGCACAGUAGCUGCUGGGUAUCAGGACUUCAUCAUUUGCGUGGAGAUGUUCUUUGCAGCCAUCGCCCUACGCCAUGCCUUCACAUACAAGGUGUAUGUGGACAAGAGACUUGAUGCCCAAGGUCGUUGUGCUCCCAUGAAGAGCAUCUCCAGCAGCCUCAAGGAGACCAUGAACCCCCACGACAUAGUCCAAGAUGCGAUCCACAACUUCUCCCCAGCCUACCAGCAGUACACCCAGCAGUCAACGCUGGAGCAUGGUCCACCCUGGCGCAAUGGCAGUCAUGUCAUCUCACGCUCCCACAGCUGCUCGGGUGCCCGUGACAAUGAGAAGACCCUCUUGCUGAGCUCUGAUGACGAAUUCUAGGAGGGGAAACUGCCAGCACAGGCUGUCAUUUUCCUUCUUUUGUUGUUUUUUUUU
Molecule: messenger RNA, 1321 nt
Organism: Gavia stellata (red-throated loon)
Lineage: Eukaryota; Metazoa; Chordata; Aves; Gaviiformes; Gaviidae
Gene: TMEM184B
Product: transmembrane protein 184B
Exons: 8
Coding region: 35-1267 (410 amino acids)
Biological process (GO): transport
Molecular function (GO): transporter activity
Source: RefSeq, a predicted model, not a curated record